Molecule: messenger RNA, 1070 nt
Organism: Pectinophora gossypiella (pink bollworm)
Lineage: Eukaryota; Metazoa; Arthropoda; Insecta; Lepidoptera; Gelechiidae
Gene: PGAP2
Product: post-GPI attachment to proteins factor 2
Exons: 3
Coding region: 110-868 (252 amino acids)
Biological process (GO): GPI anchor biosynthetic process
Cellular component (GO): endoplasmic reticulum membrane; Golgi membrane
Source: RefSeq, a predicted model, not a curated record
CAUUGACAGAAAGCAUAUGUUUGUUGAUAGUUGGUUUUAAUUUAAAACUCCAUAAAAAGGCGAAACUUAUGCCUUACAUCAUUGGUUUCCAUUAAGUAUUAUUUAGUAAAUGUAUCUUCCUCUUCACAAUGUGUCUAGAAAAAAGUAUUUCUUCAGGGUCCCUGUUACAAAAUUAUGUUUUUUCACAGUAUCACUGCCACUACUUGCCUUCGUUAUCUGUGUCUUGAUGACUAUGUACAAAGAUUUCGAAAAUGCUAAUAAUACGCAUUGUAAAGUGCCCAAUGUCUUCCCAUCGAUAUCAGCAUCUAUCGGUAAUUAUGAGCCACAGAGAACCAUAUGGAGAACUGCAAUUAAUGUUCAUGCUCCUUUAAGAUUUUUUAUUGUGUAUUUACGAGGACAGUAUUAUAAAAAUGUCGUUAGGGAGAAUUGUUUUAUUGUAGCUAAGUUAGCAUUAUUUCUUAAUAUAAUGGAGAAUAUAGCUUUGAUAGGUCUCACACAUUGGACAUCUUCCCUUCAUUACCCAUUUCAUGAAACAUGUUUCAAAACAUUUAUUGGUACUUCCAUAUUCUACAUGUUCUUCACAUGUAUGAUGCUUACAAAAUAUAGAAGACGGCCAACAGUGUCAAACAAGGAGAUGUAUUCAGUCAAAUUAAAAUGGAGAGCAUUCUUUGUAAAUGUGGGAUCAUUUGCAUUUGCAGCCUACUUCUUCCUGAGACAUAAUAAACUAUGUGAGCCUUAUGUGUACUCCAUGUUUGGAUUUGCAGAGUAUAUAGUGGUUAUCAGCAAUAUUAUAUUCCACUUAACUACUGUGUAUGACCUACAGAUCAGUUAUAUAUAUUUUACAAAAAGUGGCUUAGUUAUAGAAUGAGUGAAUAAAGAUUAUCACAUAUUUUUUAUAAAAAAAAAAAUACAACUAAGUUGAACUUUCAAUCACAUAAGUUUGAACAAAAUGUAUAAUGUACCAAAGCUUUAAAUCAUGCUCACUAUGGUUUGUUUAAAUAUGGAAAGUUUUCUUAAAUGGCAAUGUUACUUGUUUGGAUAUAGGUAUAAAAAAUAAAAUCUUAAUAUAA